UGCUACUGCUCUUGUUCAUCUGCAGCAUUAUUUGGAUCACGGGUCUGCGGUUAGCACGACUCAGAUGGCUGGCUACAUGUCAUUUCUUCAGGGAUGGAUUAUUGCGCACUUUCCGAGACUUAGUGUGUGGGUGGAGGCUCCUAGAUAUACAGCGAACAUGCCACUAAAUUCAAAGGUUGUUCCUGGGCAAGGACAUAAGGAUGCAGCUGGAUAUAGAAGCAGUUUGGACAAUAUUCAAACUUACGAUUGCGUGUUCAGCCCGUAUGAUGCCCACCGACAAGUGCGACCUUUGAUAAAUGCAUGUUGGUUUUCUGGAUGGUUAAGGUGUGGUAAAUUGAAAGCCAAGCAUUUGCCGGAACGUGUGCUAAGACAAUUUCAACAUGUGCAAGGCAUUCCAAGAAACCCGAGUAUGUCUGCAACGCCGGGGAUGAACUUGUGUGAGAUAGAUCGUGUGUUUACGGAAGAAUUGGAGCUGAGAAUGAUAGAUGAAGAGAUGAGGGGUCGGCCUGUUACAAGCCCGUGGGACACUGAACCCGGAUAUAUGUCAUGGUUUUAUAGAGUGUCGCAUCCAGUUAUGCGACCCGUAGAAGCUCCUGAAUCACCACCAAGGCCACCUAAUUUAGAGGUGUUAAUAGAGGCGGCGGAAGCAAGAAAUGACCCUAAUCUAAUGCAAGUUUGCCGGAGUGUCAAGGUUGAGGUCGAAAGGGCAGUUCGCGAUGGUGAGGCGGUUGAAGGAACUCCAAUUCAUGGUACUUUGCAGCGGAUUCUGAAUUUGCUUAAUCCGAUACUUGCUUAUAGGCGAAUUAAGCGGGGGAAGGGGACACGCUACCACACUCGGGGGUAGACUUUGUUUGUUUUUGUAACUUUAAUGUUGACGUGGUUGUUUAUAAACUCUGAUGUUUGUUUUUAUUUUUGAUGUAACUUUGAUUAUGACAAUCGGAUGUAGUACACUACGUAUUUUAGUAUCGUUUAAUUCGUAA
This is a messenger RNA of Trifolium pratense (red clover), 980 nucleotides long. RefSeq lists its product as uncharacterized. The coding region runs from base 65 to 844 and encodes 259 amino acids. Lineage: Eukaryota; Viridiplantae; Streptophyta; Magnoliopsida; Fabales; Fabaceae. The transcript is spliced from 2 exons. The record is from RefSeq and is a predicted model, not a curated record.